Messenger RNA from Spodoptera litura, 885 nucleotides. The record is from RefSeq and is a predicted model, not a curated record. Lineage: Eukaryota; Metazoa; Arthropoda; Insecta; Lepidoptera; Noctuidae.
AUGGAAAUUAUCAACAUCUUUAAGUUCUGGUACGGAAGCCAGGUCAACUGCGUGCGAUGGUCGGGAGCCAUGUCGCAACCAUACAGGUUGGAGUGCGGGGUGCGACAGGGGGGCAUAUCCUCGCCAACCCUAUUCAACCUGUAUAUGAAUGAUCUGACUGUGGCACUCUGUAGCACUCGGGUGGGUUGUCACAUAGACGGAAUUAACGUAAACAACAUAAGCUAUGCCGACGAUAUGGUGCUGCUGAGUGCCUCGGUGUGUGGCAUUAAGAGACUGCUGACUGUCUGUGGGGCAUAUGCCCAGGAACACGGAUUAAAAUAUAAUCCAAUAAAAAGUGAAGUCAUGGUCUUCGAGGCCCGAGGAAACAGUACGGGUGGGGUGUUUCCUGGUAUUAUGCUUAAUGGUACAGCUUUGCGUAGGGUUUCUAAAGUUAAAUACUUGGGACAUUUGCUGACCUCUGGCCUCGAGGACAAUGAUGACAUUGAAAGGGAACGAAGGGCGCUGGCAGUGCGGGCGAACAUGAUAGCUCGCAGGUUUGCACGUUGUUCGACAGAUGUCAAAAUUACACUGUUUAGAUCUUAUUGCACUUCCUUCUAUACGUGCAGCCUGUGGGCUGACUACACACAAAAGUCUUACGGUGCCCUUCGAGUUCAAUUUAAUAAUGCGUUUAGGAUGCUGAUGGGGCUGGGACGAUUCUGUAGUGCAUCAGGGAUGUUUGCUGAACAUCGGGUGGACUGCUUCUACGCUACGAUGCGUAAGAGAUGCGCAUCUCUGGUGCGUAGAGUGCGAUGCAGCGCCAACAGCGUCCUCAACAUAAUCGCGAGUCGGCUGGACUGUGUCUACAUCAGUCAUUGUUCCGCCAUUUCUCACGGAAUGGCGCAAUAG